Messenger RNA from Symbiodinium natans, 768 nucleotides. NCBI's taxonomy places the organism in Eukaryota, Dinophyceae, Suessiales, Symbiodiniaceae. The record is from the annotation of a GenBank genome assembly.
AUGGCGGAAGGCUGGGCGGAAGGAUUUGCCUCUGCACAGGCCGCACUGAAGGAUGGCAAAUUCUUCGAUGGGGUUCAGUUCAUCAACGCGUGCAUGGAGGCCUAUGCCAAGGUGCUCGGAGACGAGUCCGACAAAGUUGUGAAGGACCCUUCCGCGUUCGUCUCCGAGAUCGGACCCAAGAUCUCGCAGGAGCAGAAGGAUAUCCUCCGAGAGAUGUACGAGAUCCGCGGUGACAUCAUCACGGGCCUGGGCGCCAACAAGCGUGCCGCCACCGACUACGAGUGUGCGCAGGCCUUAGGAAGCAGCGACGCGGCUCUGAAGGAGAAAGUUACGCAGGCACAGGCGGCCGUGAAAGGCAAGAAGGCUGCCAGCAAGGUGCCGGUGACCGUGCUUACUGGAUUCCUCGGCAGCGGGAAAACGACGCUGCUGAAUCGGAUCCUGCACGAAUGCCACGGCAAGCGCAUUGCCGUCAUCGAGAACGAAUUCGGAGAGGUCGGCAUCGACGACAACCUUAUCGAAGCCGGCCCGCUGACGACGGAGGAGAACAUCAUCGAGAUGAAUAACGGCUGCAUCUGCUGCACCGUCCGGGGUGACCUCAUCGCUGGCCUGAAGAAGAUGGUGAAGAACUCCAUCAAGAACAGCAAGCCUCUGGAUGGGGAAAAGAAGGAGAAGAAGGAGGAAAAGGAGAAGGAGAAGAAACAGAAGAAGGAGAAGACGGAGAAGAAACAGAAAAAGCAGAAGAAGGAGAAGAAGCAGAAGAAGGAAUGA